AUGGCUGCUCACCCUGUUAACCAAUCGGUUCGUGAAAUUGAUCAAGAUUCCUGGCUUCUUGGGGACCGUUUUACUUUAUCGAGAACAGAUUCACCUGUUUCUGACAUCUCAUGGGGUACUGGGAAUGGCUCAUUCUACAACCUUGCGACAGCUACAGAGCCGUUACCACAGUCCCGUGCUUUAGCGGAGACCAGUCACAUCCCUAAAGUCCACGACGCUGGCGGUGUGUCAGCAGUGUGGCUCUUCGGAGAGGCUGUUGUCAAGGUCAAGGUAAUUGACCCAAGGGCAACCCGAGAGCACGUCACGUUGGACUACGUUCGUAGCAAAAGCCCGAGCUUCGAAAUCCCAGAUGUUCUCUUUCAGACGGACUAUAAUGGCCGGUACUACAUCAUUCAACAAAAGCUGCCUGGCAGCACUCUUGCUUCACUUUGGCCAACCUUGAACAACGACUUGAAGCAGGAGUAUGUUUCUCGGAUUGCAGGUGUCUGCGAAGAGCUCGGAGCUUAUUUGGGAGGUGGGGUUCAUGGCGUGGACGGCAACCACUUGGCCGACCUUUACCUUUCGCCGCGGGGUUCAACGGAUUGCAGCCCCUCUGCGCUACUACGCAAUUGCGAGGCCCUCAAUAUGGAUUGCUCCAAAUUUCACUUCUAUCACUGCGACCUUGGACCUGGAAAUAUCAUUAUUGAUCCUGCCUCUGGCUCUUUCGGAAUUAUCGACUGGGAGACGGCUGGAUUUGUCCCUUUGGAGUGGAUACGCACCAAGUUCCGCGUCUCCAGUGGCAUGGAUCUGCCAUGUGACGACCCUGAGAUGCAUCCGGAGUGGAGGAGGCUUGUUCAGAGAUCAGUGGAUGACCUGGUGGAUGGGCGAGAGCUAAGCUUGGAGGAGGGUCUGGCUGUGGGUGGUUCACGCGCUAAUCGGGACUUCUCCCUCAUCAAUUCAAAUUCUUGA
This is a messenger RNA of Clonostachys rhizophaga, 948 nucleotides long. The record is from the annotation of a GenBank genome assembly. Lineage: Eukaryota; Fungi; Ascomycota; Sordariomycetes; Hypocreales; Bionectriaceae.